AUGGCUUGCGGAAACGGAGGUACUUACAACCUCUCAACGAGUAAGUGCGACUGCAAGAUAGGAUGGUCUGGAAGUAUAUGCGACACAGCUCCACAAAAUUGUUCCGUUCUCUCGACAUUGGGCUACACCGCUGGAACUUACUGGGUGGACAUUAUCCCGAGUUCAGGAGGCGCUCCCAAGACGAUUCUAUGCGAGCUGACAUCUUCGUUAACUCUGAGGAAUUACAUCUUCAGCAACAGCGGAUCGUCGUAUCACAACAGAACAUGGGCUGAAUAUGUCGCCGGAUAUAAAGUAGACAAUGACAACUUCUGGCUUGGUUUGGAUUUAAUGAACGCCUACGCCAUGUCGGGUGGAAAGAGUUUCAAAAUGGAAGCAGUGUUUAGCAAUAACGCCAUCACUGCAGUCUGGGGAAACAGCGGCGUCACCAUCAGAGAUGGAAGUGUUAAAUAUCAGCUCACGUUUUCUGGCACUUCUUCAACGGCGUCUGGUUCCUAUUCUGUGAGCUUGCAGGCUUGUUUGUCGUCUGGCAAAGUCUUUUCCACAUGGGACCUAGACAAUGACGGAGAUACAGGAUCCAAUCUGGCGUCCUUAGCAGGUGCUGGCUGGUUUUUCGGUUCUUCAUUAACUUGUAAUCCACUCGGUCGUCUCAAAAGCUCUCUGCCAGAAGGACAGACAGACGGACAGAUCCUGCUACCAAAUUUAGACAUGGUGAGUGGUGGAUACCUCCCAUAUUUUCAAUACGUCAAAAUGUAUUUUGAAUAA
Molecule: messenger RNA, 762 nt
Organism: Biomphalaria glabrata
Lineage: Eukaryota; Metazoa; Mollusca; Gastropoda; Planorbidae
Product: ficolin-2-like
Exons: 1
Coding region: 1-762 (253 amino acids)
Source: RefSeq, a predicted model, not a curated record